Mercenaria mercenaria is the source of this 1031-nucleotide messenger RNA. Its product is annotated as epithelial membrane protein 3-like. The record is from RefSeq and is a predicted model, not a curated record. Gene Ontology annotation, cellular component: plasma membrane. The transcript is spliced from 4 exons. Bases 103 to 597 code for a protein of 164 amino acids. Lineage: Eukaryota; Metazoa; Mollusca; Bivalvia; Venerida; Veneridae.
CGUAGGCCCAGCGAAAAAUUAAUGCAUUACAGUAUCCGAUUUACCUUAUAAUUCGUGUUACAUAGGCUUCCCAAAUCACAGGACAUUUCACAGAAUUCCAACAUGAGUAUUAUGUCCACUGUGACUGUGGCUGUGAGUGUGUAUACAUGGGGGCUGUGUUUGAUUAGCACCGUAUCGCCAUACUGGACUUACCAGAACCAGGGCAACCAAAUCAUACGUACAGGUCUAUGGCGCAAUUGUACAGUGCAUGGUGUUACUUCAGACUGCAAGAAACCCUCUGAAGGUUGGAUUCACGCGGUCCAAGCCUUGAUGAUAAUUGGCGUGCUUGUAUUAUUUCUGUCCAUGGUAUGUGGAUGCCUGAAACUGAAAGAUGAAUCAAGUAGCAAGGUUGCUAUUGUAGCCACAUUAUCUGCAUUGCUUGGCGGAUGUUUGGUUGCAGCAGCUGUUAUCGUAUUUGAAGAGAAAGACAAACACAACAGUUCUAAAUUUAGCGCUGGCUUCUGUCUGCCCAUCAUAACGGCAGUGACGGCAUAUAUAGCUGCUGCACUGUUCGCUGUUUCAAGACGGGACACCGGGUACACUCCUCUUGCUCCUUAGCUUUAGAUGAAAGAACUAAUGAGAAGCUACUGAAGCUUUAUUAAACUUUCUUGCUAGUACAAAAAAUCAUAGUGCAUUUUUUAUAAUCUGUACAUUAUUAAAGUCAAUAGCAAGACUUGUACUCUAGAAGCUAAAAUACAUAAAGCACAACCAUUAUUUCAGCUGCUCACAAGGCUUCUACAAGACGCCAUUUGUGUUUUUUAAUUCUAUAUUUUUUUCUUUGCCAACAAUUUUCACUAUAUGCCUGUCAAUAACCUCUUUGAGGUCACUAACCGGGAUGUUAGUGACAACAGUUAUAUGUUUGAAUUAUGAAAUAAAAACAUUAGUUGGACAGCUUGCUCAGGCAGAAAGGUCAAAAAAGUGUGUUUGAACACUCUUACUCAGAUUGGUGUGAUGUGAACUGCGUCAUUAGUAAGAGAGACAAAAUGCGAAUG